AUGGUGACUGGCAAGUCGCAGCCGGGCGCUGACCAUCUGCACCAUUUCGCGCCCACGCCUGCCCGGCACGAGGCGAUCGCGACCUCGCCCCCCUCCAAACGAGACCUGGCAUCCUGGUGGAGGCAGUUCAAGAGAAAUACUCGCAAGGAGGAGCCUGAAGUAGAAGUCGCGCGCGGUAUCUUCGGCGUCCCUCUCAACGUGAGCAUCAAGUACGCCAACGUCGCCAUCUCCUUGACCAACGAUAACGGCGGAAGUUUCAUCUAUGGCUAUGUGCCCAUCGUUGUCGCAAAGUGUGGCGUCUUCCUGAAAGAAAAAGCGACCGACGUCGAGGGUAUCUUUCGGUUGAACGGCUCGGCGAAGCGCAUAAAGGAUCUCCAGGAGAUUUUCGACUCCCCCGAACGGUACGGCAAGGGGCUGGACUGGUCGGGAUACACGGUUCACGAUGCAGCCAAUGUGCUGCGUCGCUAUCUGAACCAGCUGCCGGAGCCCAUCGUCCCGCUUGAAUUCUACGAGCGCUUCCGUGAACCGCUGCGCAUCUACCAGCGUCAAGUCCAAGCCACCUCCGAGCAGGCUCCAGUUGCGGACGCCGACAAGUUCGACCACCCCAAGGCGGUCGCCACCUACCAGCAGCUGAUCCGCGAGCUGCCGCCGCUGAACAAGCAGCUGCUGCUCUACAUCCUCGACCUGCUCGCCGUGUUCGCCUCCAAGUCCGACCAGAACCGCAUGACCUCCGCCAACCUGUCCGCCAUUUUUCAGCCGGGCUUGCUCUCCCACCCGCAGCACGACAUGUCGCCCGACGAGUACAAGCUGAGCCAGGACGUUCUGAUCUUCCUCAUCGAGAACCAGGAUCAUUUCCUCUUCGGCAUGAACGGCACCGCGGCCGACGAGGAGACCAUGAAGGAGGUCGAGUCCGGCCUUGCGCCGCGCCCAAACGCCACUCGCACCACUAGCAUCCGCCGCUCCGUCUCCAGCGCCAGCAACGGCACGGAUGGCCUGCGCAAGUCGGCCAAUCUCCGCCGGAACGUUUCCGUCUCGUCACGGAACUCCCGUCAAUCUAGCAAUGCCCCUAGUCCGGGUACCCCGACCUCCUUGACGGGGAGUGGCGUCCAUCGCAGCAAUACCCUGCCCUCCAAGAUGUCCCCCGCCUUGUCCCAUUCCCGAUACAACCGACCUACAGCAGAAACGGUAAACAAUAACAACAAUCCCCCUCCGCAAGUCUCGACCCUCAACCCUGCAUCGGCUGCGCACUCGCGCUCUGCCAGUCGAUCUGCCAGUCGCACUCCUCCGCCGCCACCGCCGCCGCCGCCGCCGCCGCAUGAAGUGCCGUCCACGACCUCGACACCGGGCACCGUAUAUAUCCAUACUUCCACACAUGGUCCAAUCCCCGUCAAUUCGGCGGAGGCGCCCUCUUUCAUCGCCUUGAAACAAACCUUACCAGAUGCCUCGACGGCGAUGGCAACGUUGCCUCCACCCCCGCUGGUCACCCCGACCAAGGAGCGCAAGCUGUCGAGCUUCUUCAGCAAAUCCCCGCCCAGCGGGGACCAGAGAGAGGGCCGACAGCCCAACCGGCUGCGAAAGAAGCGGAUCCCCGGCAGUGCGAAUGAAAGCGCGCAGAGCUCGUCGCAGUCGCUCCAGGCCGUGAUCGCUGAUUCCACCCUAAUGUCCGUACCUAGAAGCUCCCCGGAUGGGCCUGGUGGCGCGGCGGAUUCCACACCCCGCGCGACAACCGGUCUGCUCGAGAAUAAUAAUGAGACCACGCCGCAGGUUAAACGCGACCCCAACGGCCGGGACACCGCAUCCGCCCAGACGGAGAGUAGCCAUGUGUCGGAGAACACGUUGCGACCCCAUGGAUCCCGGACGCCGUCGAUGAACUCACGGUCCUCCUUUACGGACCAUUCCGAUUUCGACCAGCCAGAGGAGGCGGCGGUUUCGUCCAAAUCCGACCGCAAUAAGGAUCACCGGCGGAGCUGGCGUUUUCAGCGGUCGGCGAAACGCAGCAGCAACGAACACAUCGGCCUGGGUCUCGGCUCGCCGCCCCUCAUAGCCGUCAAUCCUGGCGCGACGCAGAGCAACAGCUCGUUUGGCAGCAGCUUACACCACGCGAGCAAAACCUCGCCGCCGCCGCCGCCGCCGCCGCCCGACCCGUCCAACCACCCCAUCAGUCUCAACUCCGAACUCAGCGGCAGCAGUGCAGCCAGCCCCCCGAGGGACUCGUCCGAACCGGAGAAGAAGAGUCUGCUGGGCAAAUUUCGAGCCAAGGUUGCUCAGGUGCGCGAGGGGGUCGUCAAAGACUGGGACACCGAGCGCGAACGGGCCAAGAGCCCGACUCCCUCCGACGGCGGCCGCUCCGUCUCGAGCCAGAUCCUUGCCCCGAACGGCACGGAGACGGCCAAACCCGUCAAGCCUGUUCCUAUGGACCUCCAUCGGGAGCCAAAUUUCGGCAGUAGUCCCAUCGCCAGCCCGCCCAUGUCUCCGCCGGUGACCUCGGGGUUUCCGCCUGUCAUCCCGGAAGAGCCGCCGUCUCCAGAGCUGACUACCGCCGUUCCACAUGCUGUCAAAGCUACUGAUACUGUUCCUCCUGCUGCUGCUCCUGCUGCUGCUCCUGUUGCUGCUCCUGCAGCCGAUGUUCCUGUUGAUAGUGUUGCCGUCAAUACUUCUGCUGUUCCUGAGGCUACCGAUGUUUCUGCUCCUGCUGCUGAUGCUCCCGCUGUAUCUGAGGCAAAGAUGGAACCUCUCGAUGCCGCUGUCACAGCCACCCCAGAAGCAAAGAAGAACGAGAUGACCUCGACACCGCCGAAUCCCCCCUCUACAGCAGGCAGCAGCAGCAGCAGCAGCAGCAGCAGUAGCCCAGCAGCCACCCCAGGCCCCGUGGGCAUCCUCGCCACCCAACCCGCCACGAUCUACUCGUACCUGCAUCCCGCCCUCCUGCUGAGCGUGUACGCCGCGCGGUUCCCCUCCCUGGUCGCCGACCCCGUCACCGAGUUGCUGGGCACGAUCCCGCUCCUUGCCGUCCUGCAACUCAGUUAUGCGGUGAUUUGUCUCCCCGCCGCGGGGUCAGCGCCUGUCGACACUCCUACCAACAGCGGUGCUUCGUCGCCUGGGUCCCGCAAGAAGAAGAGAAAGGUUGAAUCGGGGAUUUCCCUGAAACUAGUUCCCGCCCUUCUCUCCCUAUUCUUGUCCAUCUCAUUGGCAACACCCGUUCUUGCCGCCCUGCUCGUCCUCUUCGGAAGCCCCCUGACAACCCACCAGGCUCACACGAUGCUCUGUGCCGCACACAUGGCCCUCCUCUCCUCCGUCCCGCUCGUGUAUGUCCAUGGCGUCGACGGCGCGGUCUGGAAGGACGUCUGGGCGUUUGCUCGUCCCCUGGAUGCCGUCUGGGGGGGUGCCCUGGGCACCUGUGUUGGUGCUUGGCUGGGUGCCAUUCCGAUUCCGCUUGAUUGGGACCGUCCGUGGCAGGCAUUCCCGAUUACAAUUCUUACAGGCGCUUAUAUCGGAUACGCUCUCGGCUCCCUCUUUGGACGGACGGCUCUGGUCUAUGGGAAGCGCGUGGAGAUUGAUUAG
Penicilliopsis zonata CBS 506.65 is the source of this 3561-nucleotide messenger RNA. RefSeq lists its product as hypothetical. Gene Ontology annotation, molecular function: GTPase activator activity. Gene Ontology annotation, biological process: activation of GTPase activity; signal transduction; GPI anchor biosynthetic process. Bases 1 to 3561 code for a protein of 1186 amino acids. The record is from RefSeq and is a predicted model, not a curated record. NCBI's taxonomy places the organism in Eukaryota, Fungi, Ascomycota, Eurotiomycetes, Eurotiales, Aspergillaceae. The transcript is spliced from 7 exons. Gene Ontology annotation, cellular component: endoplasmic reticulum membrane; cell cortex.